AUGAGCGUUUGUUCGACUGGCUUUUAUAGGCAUGUAGUACUUAAAAAGCCUUGGCCGAAAAUUCCUAGUCUAAAAGAACUUUGCUAUGCAAAGUAUCUUGAAACCGACAAUUCAGUUCAUUCGUUAGUGAAUCAAUGCCCAUUUCACCAAUUCCCGCUGCUAUACGACUUCGUUAAAAACAAAAUUUGGUACAUUAUUGUUCACCAGCAGCAAAUUGAGGGCAUAUUCAAUAAGUGGGACUUAAAAACCCACCCGAACAUGACCAAUUCUAUCCAACAAGCUAUAAUGCGUCUUGCUGUAGCAAAAAUGGACGAAAUUCAAGUAACUGGUGAACAAUUGAGAGAUAUUCGAAAAGAAAACAGAAUAGCUUACAAACCACAAGAUUCCGCUUUAUUAAUCCAGUCAGACAGGCAACGAGAGCAAGAGACAGAUAUCUGUUUAAACAAUUAUUUAUAA
Molecule: messenger RNA, 456 nt
Organism: Ambispora leptoticha
Lineage: Eukaryota; Fungi; Glomeromycota; Glomeromycetes; Archaeosporales; Ambisporaceae
Source: the annotation of a GenBank genome assembly